CUAGCCAAGUAUCAGCCUCCAACCAAGAGACAUACAACCCCAGCCGUACUACCUCAGCUCUCCGAAUAUGUAUCUUCUCGUGCUCCUGAUUCUCCCCUUCAUCCUUUAUACCGCGACCCGUCUCGCCCGGCUAAUCCGCACAGCCCUUGUCAACCCUUACUUGCUUGCCAUUCCCGGACCUUUCCUUGCUCGCUUCACACGACUGUGGUAUUUCAGCCACGUCCGAAAAGGUCAUUUCGAGUGGGACAAUAUCAACCUCCAUGCCCGCUAUGGUCCAGUCGUCCGUCUUGCGCCAAAUCACUAUAGUAUCAGUGAUCGGGCGGCCGUAAAGACCAUCUACGGCCCGGGGAGUCAGUUCGCCAAGUCCGCUUGGUACGAUGGAUGGAGCCAUCCAGACCCCAACAAAACGAGUUUGUUUGCGGAUCGAAAUAUCAAGAGACAUGCCGAAGCCAAGAAGCGGUAUUCCAGCCUCUACUCCAUGACUUCCCUCAUUCACUACGAGGACUUUGUUGACCGAUGCGCUGAUAUUUUCACGCAACGAGUGGCUGAGUUCGCUCGGCAGGGAGAGUCUUUCAACCUGGGUCAUUGGUUCCAAUGCUAUGCGUUCGAUGUCAUCGGAGAUAUCACCUUUGGACAGCGGUUCGGAUUUUUGGACCAAGGACAAGAUAUGGAAGGUGCGAUCAACGCCGUCGAGAAAGUGAUGAACUUCAGCACGUUGGUGGGCAUCUAUCCGGAGUGGCGUUCGAUCCUCUAUCAUACCCUGGGCCGCUUCAACUUGUCAGGACCGAGUGGACGAUCAUUAAUCAUCCGAUACGUCGAAGACAAGAUCCAGAAGUUCAAUAGCCGCGUUAAAAGUAGCCCCGAGACAGGCCAGGGCGCGUUGCAGACACAAGCUUUCUUGGAGAAGAUGGUCCUCGCCCGGGAUAAAGACCCGAAUAAAGUCGGCGAUCGCCACUUGCUAAUGAUGGGGGUAUCGAAUCUGACUGCCGGGUCGGACACGACCUCAGUCAGUCUUUCCUCCAUCAUGUACGAACUCCUGCGAAACCCAACUGUCCUCCGCCGACUCCGCCAGGAGAUCAGUGAAUUUACCGAACAGGGCCGCUGCAGCACCCGCGUGACAUUCAAGGAAAGCCAGGAGAUGCCAUAUCUGCAGGCCGUGAUGAAGGAGGCAAUCCGCAUGCACAGUGCCACUGGUCUGCCACUUUGGAGGGUCGUCCCCGCUGGAGGUGCUGAGAUCAGUGGGCAUUUCUUUCCCGAGGGAACAGUCCUUGGAAUCAACACCUGGGUCGCGCACUACGAUGAACGGGUGUUUCCAGAUGCCAAAGCCUUUCGACCGGAACGGUGGAUCGAGGCGGAGAGCAAUCCGGAGACGCUGAAGGUCAUGAAUGAGAUGUACAUGCCGUUCGGUCUCGGUUCCAGAACGUGCAUCGGCAAACAUAUCUCGAUUCUGGAAAUGUCGAAACUGAUUCCCCGGAUUGUGCGCGACUUUGACUUUGAGCUGGAAAAUGAAGCAUGGACGACGCGGAAUACGUGGUUCGUGAAAUCGACUGAGUUUGUUGUCAAGGCCGAGUUGCGGAAGAGCUCGUAGAGUGUUGUUCUUGUUGGUUCAAUCAAAUACCCGUUAUAUGAUAUAUGAUUUUCAAUAUGUACCGUCUGGCUU
Messenger RNA from Aspergillus ibericus CBS 121593, 1660 nucleotides. RefSeq names its product cytochrome P450. Bases 68 to 1588 code for a protein of 506 amino acids. The record is from RefSeq and is a predicted model, not a curated record. Gene Ontology annotation, molecular function: heme binding; oxidoreductase activity, acting on paired donors, with incorporation or reduction of molecular oxygen; iron ion binding. NCBI's taxonomy places the organism in Eukaryota, Fungi, Ascomycota, Eurotiomycetes, Eurotiales, Aspergillaceae. The transcript has 4 exons.